CAUCGAGAGGAGUCAGUUGAGGUGGCUCGGGCAUCUAGUCUAGUUAUUAUUUAUUAUUACACGGGAGCCAGGCAACGACAUUUCGUUGGCAAUUUCACUGCUGUGUUAUUGUGCAAUGACAAUAAAGAAAGUCUAUGUCUAUGAUAAUGUGACCUCUGAAAUCAGACAGGUAUUUUGCCUGAUCAAAUUUAACAAAGAACAAAACAGUGACGCCUUGUUAAUGUGACUAAUUUGCAAACGUUGGCCUGCAGGCGUCAAGUGUUAAAGUAGAGCCGAGAUCUCGCUGUAAGGCGGCAGACGGUGGAGACAGAUUGAUAACGACACAUCUCCGGUCACAGUCAUCCUGAGCCAUGCCUUCUGCUGUGGCAAUUCUCCUCAUGAUGGGGGCGCUAAUGGUCGCUUCUGCCUCUGCUCAAUCUUACACAGAUGAAGAGGCGACAACCAUGUGUGCCAGCAUCGAGCUGCAACCAUGUCGUCUAAGGAUCCCUGGGGCUUACCAGCUGAGUGAAAAAAGAUGUGUCCAAGUAUUUACCACGGAAAAGGACUUCAACGCCGCCAGGACGGAGUGUAAAGGUUGGCGCGUACGCGGUGAUGUGGCAGCAGUGCUGAAUGAGGAGGAGCACAAAAAGCUGCUGUGUAUGACGAAGGAGGCGUCCCCACAGCGACUCCGCUACUGGGUUGGCGCUCUAAGAGAACGUAACCAAUUCUACUGGACAAGUGGAGUAUUGACAUAUACUCCGUGGGCUCAGCCGAACUACUCUGAAGGAGAGGCAUGUGUGCAGAUGAACACUGACGACGACGACGCUCAAAUGGUUGAAUUGUGUGCCAACAUGGAGCUGGAAGAAUGUCCCAGUGAUACUAUGUGUGGGGUGUACCGCCUCAAUGAAAACAGCUGUGUCAAAUUAUCAUCCAUGCAAGAGAAUUUCGAAGCGGCAAAGAGAUUGUGCAAAUUUAUCAAGGGUAAAGUGGUCAAAGUGGAAAAUGAGGAGGAGCACAAGAAGCUGCUGUGUAUGAUGUACCGGCUGUACCCAAAGCCGCUCAGGUACUGGAUCAGUUCUGUACGACGACAGGUAAGAAUCCAACACACUGAUGAUGAUGAUAAGUGCAUGAAGAGAUCACAAUGGUUGUCUUUGUUCCAGGGUAGUGAAUUCCGGUGGGUUGAUGGCAAUGGAAAUGUGACAUUUGCUCCAUGGCAUUCAACUCCACCCAGCUAUGGAAGGGAACCGGACUGUGUGUGGAUGAACUCUGACACCUGGGGUCCGUGGGACAAAGGCAAUUGUCGAAUGAGACAAUCUGUGGCAUGUCAGAUACCAAUGUGAUUGUUUGUUCCUCCAAGAGUCAACAAGAGCAGCCACUCACUUUGUCUCGUCGAGAGCAGAAACAUGCUUUUACAGGCAUUGUAAUAAACUUCAAGCA
Doryrhamphus excisus (bluestripe pipefish) is the source of this 1416-nucleotide messenger RNA. NCBI's taxonomy places the organism in Eukaryota, Metazoa, Chordata, Actinopteri, Syngnathiformes, Syngnathidae. The record is from RefSeq and is a predicted model, not a curated record.